Pocillopora damicornis (cauliflower coral) is the source of this 2592-nucleotide messenger RNA. RefSeq names its product CCR4-NOT transcription complex subunit 10. Gene Ontology annotation, biological process: negative regulation of translation; mRNA catabolic process. Gene Ontology annotation, cellular component: CCR4-NOT complex. Gene Ontology annotation, molecular function: protein binding. NCBI's taxonomy places the organism in Eukaryota, Metazoa, Cnidaria, Anthozoa, Scleractinia, Pocilloporidae. The record is from RefSeq and is a predicted model, not a curated record.
AUUCUUAACUCUUGAGCCUUUACUGGCGCUUAAGUCACCAUUAGACACCACACGUUUGAGCUACGGGUACUUGUUUAGUUAUUGGAUUCAAAUUGAUCGGAGAUUGCUGUCAUAAAGAUGUCAGAGGUGCCAUUGGAUAACACAAUAGACAGUCUACUGGAGCCUGUUCCCAGAGUUGGUGUGACAGAUGCUGAGAGGGAACUUGCAAACAAUGCUCAUGUUGAAUUUGAAAGUAAACAAUAUGACAGAUGUUUGAUGUCAUUGAACAAGCUUGCAGAGUUAAGGAAAAAUGAUCCAAAGGUUCAGCAUAACAAACUAGUGGCACAAUUUUACCACUCAAGCUGCAGAGGAAGUGAGGAAUUUGCCUGUAACUUACUACAGAUAAGAAGACAAAUCGAGAAAGAGAGUGGUGAAACUGGAGAAGAGUUAGAUGACAUUGACACAGCUCACCUGUUAUACAACGAGUCUGUUAUUUACUUUCAUUUACGACAGUACACAAAAGCAUUGCAAAUUCUUGAGAGGCUGUUUAAGAUUGUUGAACCCCUAGAGGAAUCUCUUGGAUACAAAAUUUGCUUCCUGCUCAGUGAAAUUUACUUGACACUCUACAAGGCUGAUAAAGCUCACAAUGUUCUGUCAGUGUUGGAAGCUGUGGUGUUUGGUUCAAAUAAACCAGUUGAGUCUCAAAUGAUUCAAGGUGGUUUGCAAGUUCAACUUGGACCUGGAAGUCAAACUGGACCACAACCCAUUAAGGAGGUUGACGAGUCACUAAAACUACACAUACAUCAGCAUAAAGCUCGUCUGAAUAUCCUGCUAAAAUCAAUGAAAGCCUGCAAACGCGAAAUAAAGACAGUACUUAACGCGAACAAUAUGACACCUGAAGGACUUUUCCUCAAAAGCAACUUUGAAUUCCUGCGUCAGAAUUUUCGGAAAUCCAUCAAGCUGCUCAAUAGUGCUCCUAAACCGAACGAUCUGACGGAUCGAGGCCAGUCAGUGAGCACAAUGUAUUACAACAACUUGGGAUGUAUUCACUUCCAAAUGCACAAGUACAACUUGGCUGCACUCUACUUCAGAAAGUCUUUACAGGAAAAUAACAAAGCCCUUUCCGUGCUUCCUCCUGUUGACAAAAAUGCCCCUGUCUCCAGCCGCACCUUAGUGACCCUUGGUGUUAGCCGCCGUCACGAGAUCCUUUAUAAUUUGGGAAUUCAACUGCUGUUUUCUGGCCGACCCGUUGUUGCUUUUGAUUGCCUGGUUGAAGCUGUACAAAUAUACCACACAAAUCCUCGACUGUGGCUUCGACUUGCUGAGUGCUGUAUUGUAGCCUUCCAGUUGUCGGACGACUUUAGACAACAGUGCAUCAAGAAGAGCGAUGUUGUUCAGGAUGUUGUGGGUUCAGGUCCUCACCGUAAGAUCGUCCUUACCCCUCAAACUGACAAACAGUGCGGUACUGAAGAAAACAGAGGUCAGUCUGCUGCAAUGCCAGCCUGUACUCUAGCAUUUGCGUCUUUGUGUCUUCAAAAUGCUCUGAUGCUGUUAAAAAGUGGGGAGGUGACACAAGUCCAUGAAUCAGAGAGUGUGCAGGAGAAUCAGGCAGUAAAAGAGGAGGAUUCACUUGGCCAGGAAACGGACGCUUCAAGUGACAGUGGUGGCUUAAGUCGGUCCUCCUCAAUUCAGAGUGAGACAAGUAUCCCAGCUCCCCCCGGGCCACCGGUAAAACUUCGUGAGCUUCCACACUUGAGGUGCUCCAUUCUAGCGUGCAGUGCUUAUGUCGCGCUGGGACUGGGUGACAAUGUGAUGGCCUUAGUACAUGCGCAGAAACUUCUCUCACAAUCCAAUCUUGUAGGAGCACUCAGGUUUCUCGGCCAUUUGUACGCUGCUGAAGCUCUGAUCAAACUGAAUCGUUUACCGGAAGCUAUAAUGCAUUUGUCACCUGAUAAUAUCAACAACAUUAACAUCAUCCCGGCCAGUACUACUGCGGAAGUUGUAUCAGGGGAGAAUGUUGAUAAGGAAAAGGAAACGACCAAGCCUCGCGCCUGUGAGAAGAUGACUUUUCCAGAGACAUUAAAUGAAGCCCGUUCCUCUUUCCUUGUUAAUCUAGCCGGGGUGUACAGUUUACGGAGCGAGUUUGAUAAGGCACGGAAGUGCUUACAACAGGCCUGUUCUCUCGGUUAUUCUAAAGACUUCUCUGCACGCGUUGUUUUACUGGCCGUGUACAUAGAGCUUCAAAGCGGGAACACCGCUGGUGCACUGCAAACGAUUAAAAAGCAUCAGGUACUUCCGUUUAGCAAAGGGUUCAAGGCAGUGAAGAAAACACGUGGAGCUGACGUGUGGAAAACAUAAAGGAUCUAACACUGUUGCUGGUUGAUGCGAAAUCUUAUGUGAGGAUCUUAAUCAGUUAACCCCAGUGGUUACCUUUAGUUUGCUCUUGAACAGUCAAACAAUAAGAAUAAAUAGAAUUUCAUCGAACGAGCGGGUGUUGUUUACCCUCGAAGCUGCCUUUCCUCGAUUUUGUUCGUAACAGUCAAGGUUUAUGUUAAUCUAGAUCCUGUACUAUUUCGUAAUGAGUUACAAGAAUAAAGCUCAAACGAAAGUAGA